Messenger RNA from Rotaria sp. Silwood2, 789 nucleotides. The record is from the annotation of a GenBank genome assembly. NCBI's taxonomy places the organism in Eukaryota, Metazoa, Rotifera, Eurotatoria, Philodinida, Philodinidae.
AUGGAAACGGCAACGACUACAUCAAUAACCGAAACAACAACGACUACAUCAACGACCGAGACGACAAUGACUACAUCAACAACCGAAACGACAACGAGUACAUCAACAACCGAAACAACAACGACUACGUCAACGACAGAGACGACAACGACUACAUUAACAACAGAAACAACAACGACUACAUCAACGACCGAGAUGACAACGACUACAUCAACAACCGAAACAACAACCACUACAUCAACAACCGAAACGACAACGAGUACAUCAACAACCGAAACAACAACGACUACAUCAACAACCGAAACAACAACGAGUACAUCAACAAGCGAAACAACAACGAGUGCAUCAACAACCGAAACAACAACCACUACAUCAACAACCGAAACGACAACGAGUACAUCAACAACCGAGACGACAACGACUACAUCAACAACCGAGACAACAACCACUACAUCAACAACCGAGACAACAACCACUACAUCAACAACCGAAACGACAACGACUACGUCAACGACAGAGACGACAACGACUACAUUAACAACAGAAACAACAACGACUACGUCAACAACCGUGACGACAACGAGUACAUCAACAACCGAAACAACAACGACUACGUCAACGACGGAGACGACAAUGACUACAUCAACAACCGAAACAACAACGACUACAUCAACGACCGAAACAACAACGACUACAUCGGUGACAACCACAACAACCUCAAAGACAACGACGACGACAUCCGAAAGUAUGUGGUUAAACAAUCAACAAAUAUCUAAGCAUUGUAUUUAA